Messenger RNA from Spodoptera litura, 2235 nucleotides. RefSeq names its product MAP kinase-activated protein kinase 2 (gene MAPk-Ak2). Lineage: Eukaryota; Metazoa; Arthropoda; Insecta; Lepidoptera; Noctuidae. Gene Ontology annotation, biological process: protein phosphorylation. Gene Ontology annotation, molecular function: protein kinase activity; ATP binding. The record is from RefSeq and is a predicted model, not a curated record.
UUGCUCAACGCUGUGACACGGUCGGUCAUUGCCACACACGGAAAUAAUUAAAUAUUACAACUAAAAUUCAAAUAACGUGUACGUGUGUAACAAAUAAAAAAGAAAUUUCGUCAUAAUAAAAUAUUUUAUCAGUCAGUGAAGUGGAAUUGUGUUGAAAAAGUGUUCAAAAUAACUUUUUGUUUGGUGUUUUAAACAGUGAAGUGUUUCAAGAUGAGUAAUUUUACCAAGUUUAUCAAAACUACGCCGAUCACCGAUGACUACGAGAUCUCAAACACAGUACUCGGCCUUGGAAUCAACGGAAAGGUAGUGGAAUGCAAAGAGAAGUCGACAGGAGCUAAGCGUGCGCUGAAGGUGUUACAUGACAACACAAAGGCCAGGCGCGAGGUGGAGCUGCAUUGGAGAGCUCGGGGCUGUAUUCAUAUUGUACAGGUUAUAGACGUGUACGAGAAUUCAUAUGGAGGCCGUGGCUGUCUCCUGGUGGUCAUGGAAUGUAUGGAUGGAGGGGAACUCUUCCAGAGAAUACAGGAUAACAGAGAAGGAGCGUUCACUGAACGACAGGCUGCUGAGAUAAUGCACUCAAUUUGCGUAGCAGUACGUCAUCUCCACGACUCAAACAUUGCUCACCGGGACAUCAAACCAGAGAACUUGCUGUACUCCAGCACCCAACCCAAUGCUGUACUUAAACUCACCGACUUUGGUUUCGCUAAAGAGACCUUGACUCCUGCUGAUACCCUGCAGACGCCGUGCUAUACUCCUUACUAUGUCGCUCCUGAGGUCCUAGGCCCAGAAAAAUACGACAAGUCCUGCGACAUCUGGUCUCUUGGAGUGGUGAUGUAUAUUCUUCUAUGUGGCUUCCCGCCGUUCUACUCCAACCAUGGACUUGCUAUAUCUCCAGGGAUGAAAAAGCGUAUCAGACUAGGGCAGUAUGACUUCCCGGAGCCGGAGUGGUCGAACGUGUCUGCUGAGGCUAAGAAUCUCAUCCGAGGGAUGCUCUCUGUCGACCCCGCUAAACGAUUGACUAUUCAACAAGUAAUGUCAAGCCCCUGGAUCCGUCAGUUCACUCAAGUCCCACAAACGCCUCUCUACACCCACACCUUACUUCGCGAGAGUGGAGAGGUCUGGGCAGAUGUCCAGGAUGAGAUGACUCGCUCCCUCGCCACCAUGCGCGUGGAUUACGAUCAGGUGACGGUACAAAUCAAAGCGUUGGAACAAAGCAAUAAUUCGCUACUGAACAAGCGGAGAAACAAAGUGGGCGCCUGAUGCUCCUGCCGACACCGUACCGAUACGCGGCGUGAAUAUAUCAAAUGAACACUAGUGAAUUAUCCAAACUAUUUCAUCGUAAAAGUGAUAUGUUAAAAAAUAUGUGUGUAUUUCUUCUUCGCACCUAAUUGUAGGACAGCGCCAUCUAGCUUGUGAAAGUGGAACUCUUUUUCGGUGUAGUAUUUUCGCACUUUGUUUUUUUUUAUUCUUCUUUUUUCGGUUGUAAAAAUGUAGAAUAGAGUUAGAAACGUAUGUUUUUAUGUCCGUAAGAAGCGCGUGAUUACAGUAUUUCGGUGUUUUCGUGGUUACUACUACUGUAGAUUAUGGUUCACAGAAGUUGAUGCGAUUUGGUAUAAUUAUAUAAGCGGACUUAUCCCCAGAUGUGUUUUUUAUAACAUGUCCCGACACUAGGAUUUUCUCCAGUGUCGUGGGUGCGUUUACAAACAUACAAGUUCACAUACACAUGACACCCAGACCCGGAACAACAAUCUGUGGAUCACACAGAUAUAAUUUUUAAUUCUUGUUUUUAACAAAUUUUGACUUUUGUAAUACACCCCUGUCUAGGGACACCCUAAGGACAAGGCGUUAUGUUUACUAGGGACACCCUAAGGACAAGGCGUUAUGUUUACUAGGGACUCCCUAAGGACAAGGCUUUAUAUUUGCUAGGGACUUCCUAAAGGUUAUUUUUAGUUUGACAUCACAAAUAUUUUAUUUUUAGUUUUAAAAGCUAAAAGUAGGUGUUUACAUUGUAAACAAAGUGUAAACUGUACGCUCCUGAAAACGCCGAAGAACUAGUUUUAUUUUCAUAUAAAAGUAAAGAAUUAUCUUAUGCCAGCUUCGCCCGCGACUGCGUACGCGAAAUCACGUUUUUUCGGGAUAUACAUACGUAGGUUGGUUUUAACACGGAGUCUGGAAUUGUGCCCGGUAUAUGGCAAUAGGCUCACCCCCUAUUACAUGGGACUCAUAACAUAAAUA